Messenger RNA from Ceraceosorus guamensis, 945 nucleotides. RefSeq lists its product as hypothetical. Bases 1 to 945 code for a protein of 314 amino acids. NCBI's taxonomy places the organism in Eukaryota, Fungi, Basidiomycota, Exobasidiomycetes, Ceraceosorales, Ceraceosoraceae. The record is from RefSeq and is a predicted model, not a curated record. The transcript has 6 exons.
AUGUCUACCUCCAGCUCAUCCGCCGCCACAUCAGGCCUUGCUCGCUAUCAGCUCGACAUUCCAACAUCCGCACUAGCUUCCAGCUCCACACGCACGCGCACCUCAUCCACAAGUGAUCGCUCCGCCUCGUCACAAUCCCAGCAUGGCUUCUUCUAUAUUCCCGACUUUAUCACUGCGGAGGAGGAGAGGUACCUGAUGGGGAAGAUCAAUAGCGCUCCUCAGCCAAAGUGGAAAGUUUUGCAAGCCAGAAGGUUGCAGCACUGGGGCGGUCAGAUCGCUCAAAAGAGCGGCACGUUGAUUCCGGAGCCUCUGCCAGAUUGGCUGGUCAGGUUUCCCAACAUCGUGCAGCGUGUCCGGGAGACCAAAGCGUUCGUCGAGUCCAAGCAUGAGGGUCCUAAUCAUUGCCUUGUGAACGAGUACGAAGCGGGUCAGGGCAUCAUGCCUCAUGAAGAUGGAGGAGCCUACUUUGCAGCCGUAGCGACCCUCUCGCUAGGUUCGCAUACACUAUUAGACAUCUACCGCUGGGCUCCGGAAGAGCCCACUGCGACAGGCUCUACAGACCAUGACGAAGCAGACGCUCGAGCGAGGGAGCAGCACCCCGUCUUUUCUAUUCUGCAAGAGCGCAGAUCUCUAUUGAUCACGCGUGGGGACGCUUACAAAGAUUAUCUGCACGGCAUAGCAGACCGCAGCAGCGACACCACGCAGCACUUUGCGCGCGUGAUCAAUGGCUCCUCGAUCAAAGCUCCGCACUUGCAGCAAGCGCUGAUUAGCGCAGGCGUUGCGGUGCAGAGUGACCCAGCCCAAGCCUUUGAGGUCUUGCCGGCUGGAGCAGGUACCAAGCAAUUACCCAGGGUCGGGGUGGAGAGACAGACGCGGGUGAGCAUCACGAUGCGCGACGUGGAACGCGUCAGCAAAGGUCUGGGAGGCGUUCUUGGACGGAGAUGA